This is a messenger RNA of Thlaspi arvense, 2046 nucleotides long. Lineage: Eukaryota; Viridiplantae; Streptophyta; Magnoliopsida; Brassicales; Brassicaceae. The record is from the annotation of a GenBank genome assembly.
AUGGCGUUAUGUGGGAUUGGCUGGUGUCCAAGUCGAGAGAUCGUUGAGAUACCAAUUUUUAACUUCAAUUCGUCGACUAGACUGAUUAGAUCAACUUAUGUCCCCUUGAUUGUUAAGAAUCAUUAUUCAACUCCCGCGCGAUCAACAGUAAGAUGUUCUGCUGCUUCACUGGAAUCCAACGAGAGUGCCAGUGUCACUUAUUCUGAUCCUUUGGAAGAAGAACUGGAGCAUGUUGUAAAAUUCAAGAUGUGUGAUUUUAAGAUUCGGGAUCGCGUUAGCAUUGGACUCGGUGGCCGGACAGAUGAGAUAGUCUUUGAAGCAGUUGUGAACGAUGUUCAUAGGUUAGAUCAAAUUAUUUGUCCUCUGCAUAACUCAAGAGUUGUUCUACGACAAUUUACCAGUGCUCAAGCUCAGCGUAGAGGGAAGCGGGCAAUUGAGGUAUUAAAGAAGUUGGCUCGUCGCAAACUCAUGUAUUACUCCUAUUCAAUGCAAGUUUAUGGAUAUGUUGAUCCAUCUACAAUGGUUGAUCAAGGCUCAUUUACCCUAGUUCAUGGGUAUCAUGGCAGUUUUUCUUUAAGACAUUGGCUUCAACAAUCGGAUUGGCUUCCAACAUUGGAAGCUACUCUAGCUUUGGAUGAGGAAUCUGUUAGGAGAGUGGGGGAUGACACAGUUGGAGGACCUGCUGUUUCUCGACAGUUGCGAAUUAUUCGAAUCCUUAUGAGAGAUCUCUUGAUUGGAGUGAAUUACUUACACAGCCAUGGACUAGCCCAUACAGAACUGAGGCUUGAGAACGUGCACAUUAGCCCUGUGGAUAGACAUAUUAAAGUAGGUAUAUUGGGAAACGCUGCUGAUUUUUAUGAUACCAAUCUACACAACAGCACAGUGGACAGCUGUAUGGAUAGGCGGCAAAUGAUGAUUGCUUUUGACAUGAGGUGUGUGGGAUUUAUGAUGGUAAAAAUGGUGUUGCGGGAGCUCAUGCAACCAUUGAUAUUCACUAAAUUCAAAUCAUUCCUCACAAAGGGAAAUGAUCCAUCCUGCUUGCGUGAGUUUCUACUGUCAAUACUUUGUAGAAACUCCUCUUCUGGAAAUGCUGGACUACAAAUGCUUGACAGGAACUGGGGUGCAGGAUGGAACCUACUUUCCUUACUGCUUGCAACCAAGCCUUCUGAGAGAAUAAGAUGUCUAGAUGCUUUGAGACACCCAUUUUUGUGUGGACCGAGAUGGCGGAUAGAUCCAUCCAUGGACAUCAUUAGAUGGGGUCUGGGUUCAACUGCAGUUAGGAUUACAGAGGAAUACAUUUACGGCCAUCAGCAGCGUAAUAGGCUUGCACACUUCAUCGAACUAAUGGAGAUGUUGAAUUCACACUCAAAGCCAAAGAAUUGGCUAGCAUUGCUGCCAGGCAAAUGGCGGCUGUUGUAUAGCACUGGAAGGCACAUAGGGUUGACCAUCCGACAGCCUCCUGCCCGGGUCCUCAUUGGGGAUGUGCAUCUAAUCGUAAGAAGGCCAACAAAGUCGAAUGUAAAAGCAACCUUUUCUUUCACCUCCGACAUUAAUUUUGCAGUGUUGGUGGGCAAAGACUGGCCGCACGACAAGGCUGGUGUAAAAGGAAAACUGGGAAUAAACUCUUCUUUCAGGCUAGCAGGCGGUAAAAGGCUAUAUCUCAAGGAGCAAAAGGACAUGACAAAUUUCCUUCCCUCGCACUCCAACUCCCAAGAUUCUGCAGUCAGGAAACUAUCUGGUAGAAGAUGGAGGAAAGCACUUCCAUUCAAGGAGUUCCCCUCAAGCCUUCCCGUGGCCACACUUGCCUCUAGCGAAGUUGAGUUCACAAUGAGUCUUGAUGAACCGUUAGGGAAAGAUAUUGAUGCUGCCAAAAACGUAGUCAAUGAGGUGAGGACGCAAGUUCCACCUGAAAUGUUUGAUCUCUCAAAAGUUGUAUGUGGAACAUAUGUGGACUCUAGGCUUCUGGUCCUCAGAGGGGUGAGCGGUUCAGCACUCUUGUUUACUAGGUCGUGUGAGAAUGAAACCUGUAUAUCCAGUUCAUUUUAA